AUGCUUGUGGAUCCCACAAUCAUUCGAGAAGGUGAUCCGACCAGUCCGUUCGACCCGACCCGCACCCACAACCCUCCACUUGCCACCACUGCCCUUUCCAGAAGAGAUUUCUGGAGCUCCAGGUCGGCGGCAGCUGCAUCUCUUGCGGCCAGUGCGUUCUUCGGCCGAUGGGAUCAACGCGUGCUCGAUGCCUAUGUUGCGUUCGGACUUGUUCCGUUAUCCGCAUCCAGCUCAAAUCCCGAAAACGUGGACGAAACAGAGGACACCCCGGUCACGCUUGCUAUGCCGGUGCUACAAGAGGCUUUGGUUUAUGAAGGUGCCCACCGUUCCGCUCAGGUGUGGGACCUGUUUUCCGAAAUAGACCCUCGCAUUCCGCUUCGAUUUGUCUUCCCUGGGAAACAAGAGCCGGUAAUUGGCGGUCCGCAGUCAGACCAGGAACGAGCGUGGUUGCGACCCGAAAAUUCCUCCAACAUCAAGAUCCCUGGGGUGGGACAUCUGAUUGUCCAGGAAGCUCCGACCGAACUGGUCCUCUCGUAUCCUCUCCUCGUAAUCGUGCGACAAAAUCCGAAAAUUACCCAUCUUUUGCUCGCAAGAUUCUUUGUGACCCCUGAGACUCAUAUCCAACAUGUGGACGCCGUCAUCAUGAUGCCCAGUCUCUUCAGGGCCAAGCUACCCCCGUCCCGAGGCUGGCGUGCGUCCGCCGACACGCGCCUCGUACCCGCCCUUGCCAGCCGUUUUCCCGCCCCCGCUGGAGGCAUUACCUCCUGCGCUCCGCGCAUUGCUUUUCCCGACAAGUCGUUCCUGGACGGCCGCUAUGCCGUCAGCACGCACAUCGCGCCGGCGACCCAUGUUCGCACGAUGCGAAUAUCGUCUCCGCCGCCUCCUCCCGCUCGAUCGGACGCUUCCAGGGCCGAGAGAGCCGCCGCGGCGACUGCGCGGAACCACUGGGCCUGUGUGGAGACGGCUCAGGAGCCCGGGCGAUAUGAGCGCGUGAUGUGGAAUGUCGUCAAGAGAUAUGUCAGGCGGGACGUCAGUGAGGCCGGGAUCACACUUUUCCUCGCGGGCGGCAAUGGGUUCCCAAAAGAAAUCUGGGAACCCACACUGCUGGAUCUCCUGUCGCUUCCCGAUGGUCAUCCCAUUGACGAGAUAUGGGCUUGGGAAGCCGUACAUCACGGCGCCUCUGCUUCAGUCAACGCGACACUGGGUCCGACUCUCGUGGCUUGCGACGGAGUCGAUGAUGCGCGUGACAUUCUCAACUUUCUGCUGCACUUUCUCCCCUCCAAAGUCGCCGGGGUCGGAAAACUUGCGACCUCGCUCCCGCUGAUCCCGAUCAGAGAAACGGCCCAUCGACAAGCAAAUGGGUUUAAUCAACGCAAAUUGAUUGCUGUCGGCCAUUCCUUUGGCGGUUGUCUCUGUGGUCGUGUUGCUUUCACGGAACCUCGUCUUUUCGCGGCGCUGAUACUCGUCGACCCUGUGCUCAUCCGCUUCGGGACACCGUUUGAUGACACCCCUUUCACUCGGAUCGCUUUGGCGCGGCGACAGACGUGGAAAUCCCGCGAAGAAGCCUUGGUCUCUUUCGCCACCAGCCCUUUCUUCGCGACUUGGGAUGCCCGAGCGAUACAUAGAUACGUGCGGUAUGCCCUGGUUGACUGCCCAGACGGCUCGGUUCGGCUUGUUAUGCCGCCAGAACAAGAGGCGCUCAUCAUGGAGGGUCGAGUGCACAGCGGGGUCGUCUGGGACUUGAUCCGUUAUCUUGAUCCCUGUAUUUACAUACACUGGGUUGUGCCUGGUCGAGCUAACGAACUAGAGAUUGGCGGUCCUAUGUCGACUCGAGAACGGGUCUGGCUCAGGCCAGAAAACUCCUCCAACGUCAGGGUUCCCAAAGUAGGGCAUUUGAUAGUGCAAGAGGCGCCUCGUGAACUUGCUGCUGAAAUCUCCGGCGCACUGGAUAAGGUGGUUAGAUGGAGGAAGAUCAUGGUGCCUAGUGCAAGGCUCUGAUUGAUAGUGUCGUCCACUUGGGCAUGGGAUCCAUGGUAGGUGCUUCUCUCAUUGGGAGAGAUCACCAUCGGCACGCGAUAUAUUUUGGUGACCUAAUUGUAAC
Molecule: messenger RNA, 2101 nt
Organism: Mycena citricolor
Lineage: Eukaryota; Fungi; Basidiomycota; Agaricomycetes; Agaricales; Mycenaceae
Source: the annotation of a GenBank genome assembly